This is a messenger RNA of Macrosiphum euphorbiae (potato aphid), 639 nucleotides long. The record is from the annotation of a GenBank genome assembly. Lineage: Eukaryota; Metazoa; Arthropoda; Insecta; Hemiptera; Aphididae.
AUGGCUGACAAAGAGAAGGUAAAGAAGAAGAAGGUAAAGAAGGAAGAACCAAAAGAAGCCGCACCAGUGGAAGAAGCACCAGCACCAGCACCAGUCGCUGAACCCGAAGCACCUCCUUCUCAUUCCAGCACAAAACACAGCAGCCGUAAAAGUUCAUCCAAGAAAGUCCGCAGGUCUGGCAGUAAUGUGUUCUCUAUGUUCACAACCCAACAAGUGGCCGAAUUCAAAGAGGGUUUCUCGAUGAUGGACUGGGAUAAAGAUGGCAUUUUGGGCAAAGAGGACUUGAGAGCCACUUGGGACAAAGUGGGCAAGCUUGUCACAGAUCCUGAACUCGAAGCUAUGUUGGGCGAAGCUUCUGGCCCAGUUAACUUCACCCAAUUGUUGACCUUGUUUGCAGCUAGGAUGUCUGAUGGAGGUCAAACCGACGAUGACGAGACUGUUAUUGCUGCCAUCAAGUCGUUCGAUGACAACGGUAAAAUCGACAGCGAAAAGCUGAGGUACGGUCUAUUGAACUGGGGUGACAAAUUCUCCAACCAAGAAGUCAAAGAUGCUUUUGACAACAUGGAAAUUGACAAAAAAGGAUUGAUCGACACCGAAGACCUCAUCUCCAUGGUUUUGGGAUCUGGUGACGAUGAAUAA